GAAUCCAGCCUCGGCCAACUGUCUCCCUCUUCGCCUCCCCAGACCCCCCAAAGCUCCCACUCCUGGAGCUCUUCCAAGAGCUCCAAGGUCGAAAUGUCUGACGAGGAAAUGGACGACUGGCUCGACAAGCCCAUGGAUGCCGACGUCCACCGCUUCCGCAAGUUGUCUGCUGCGUCUCUCGAGAGCCUUGCCUACCCAGAAGAGCCUGAGAAGAAGAUCCACGUUAUCAGGGAACACCCCGACGAGGACGAGAGCGAAACACGGGCUGAUCGCCAACUCUCCGCCGUCUGGCGCGAGACCUGGUGCUGGGAGACCCAAGCUCAAAGGCUUAGCGCCAAGGACCAAGCUUACGAAAUCAACUUGCCGACUUCAACCCCCGAUGAUGACUCGGCCAAGUGAAGCAAUUCAAGCCCGCUCGCCCCAUCCUGCGAGCUUUCAGCCAAAUACGGGCUUUCCGAAAAAAGCUCAUCACGUGCGCCCGCCCCUCGGCUAUACCAAGCCCAAAGGACCUAGGCCCAACACCAUUAAUCCAUACGCCAACGCCCAAUCAUAGUCUGUGCAGGU
Messenger RNA from Exserohilum turcica Et28A, 564 nucleotides. RefSeq lists its product as uncharacterized. The coding region runs from base 94 to 399 and encodes 101 amino acids. The transcript has a single exon. Lineage: Eukaryota; Fungi; Ascomycota; Dothideomycetes; Pleosporales; Pleosporaceae. The record is from RefSeq and is a predicted model, not a curated record.